Puccinia graminis f. sp. tritici CRL 75-36-700-3 is the source of this 669-nucleotide messenger RNA. RefSeq lists its product as uncharacterized. The record is from RefSeq and is a predicted model, not a curated record. Lineage: Eukaryota; Fungi; Basidiomycota; Pucciniomycetes; Pucciniales; Pucciniaceae. The coding region runs from base 1 to 669 and encodes 222 amino acids. The transcript is spliced from 4 exons.
AUGCACGGCUCAAUCAAUUACUUACUUCUAACCUUGUUUCACCCCCACCUCGUCUUAGGAAGCUUCAGUUUAGAUCCCAAAGCCAGCGCCGAUGCAGCCUCGGAAGGGGCAAGACAGCUUGACGUGCUUGGAGCCGACCACCAACAUUCAUCGACUCUAUCACAGUUGCUUCCCGAUUCCGCCCAUGAUCAACUUCAAGAGAGGGUCAGUCUGCCUCUCCAAGUGCACUCAAGCACAAUACCGCUGGAAAAAACAAGAGGUUUGGAAAAGCCUUCCACCUCGGGUGAUUCAAUCUCCAGUGGCUUCAGUCAAGGGAGGAAAAGACUGGCAGGUGAACAGCUGGGUUUCCAACCUAAAGGAGAUGGCCACAUUCGUCAGUCUGCUUCAAAGAAACUGAAUCUAUCCUGGACACCUCGUGUGAAGCAAGAAGACCUCAAGAUCUUCUUGGGUCCAUCAGAGUCCACAUUGAAGGAACCGGGUCCUGAUGAAGGAAUGAAUUCACAACAGGCGCCUCUCCGAGACACAAGUAAUAUUCAAGUAAAUCAUCAAGACCCAAGUUUUACACCUCGGGCAAACUCUGCGGACCAAGAUGCAGGAAAAUUGACAGGGUACAGUCCGGUGAACAUGGAACUUAAAGAGAAAUCGAUCAGCAUGUUCGAAAAUCUUUGA